CAGCCGUUACCGUUGUGUCAUAAAGGUGGAGGUGUCGAACAUGUUCGGACGGGUUCGCCGCGGUUCAGAAACUCAAAUCGGAGGAUAAGUGGAAAAAGUGCACUUUUUCCAGUGAUUUAGUGGAACCAAUCGAAAUUCAUCCAAGGGUGAUUCCAGAGGUCGCAUUUGAAUUACGUCGCUUGAGCAACCUACGAAUAUGCAAGCGGCAUUUUGCUGCAUGAAGCAAUUCCUAACUAGGCUGACAAGUGCGAAAAAAUCAAUGGAGAAUAAUUAAUCAGAAGCAAUCAGAAAACGUCAAAAUCGAUUCGAUGCUCCAAUCCGGAAGACUGUGUGUGUCUGUGUGCAUUGUUUUAUUUUUCUUUUCAUUCUCAGCACAGUGUUGUACGGUGGUGAUAGUUUGUUCGCCUAUUCGAUGUUCCGCUCACGAACACCAGAGCCGCUCCGAGCAGAGGUGAAAGAAGAAAACAACAAUAACAACACGACGAACGCAUAGCAGCAGCCAGAAUAUGAUACGUUCAUUUACGCACUGAUACUCUUGAUUCACCUCACAUUCUCCAGUCAGGAAAGAAGCAGUGCUGCUAUUCGAACUGGUUUUUAACUGAUACUAAUUUAUACAGCUCUUAUCUCGUCCAUUUAAUCCUAAUCACCACUGCAAUACUCAUUCUGGAAAAAAACGAGCCUGUGCUGCACGGUUCUCAAACUAUUUCUUCACGUUGCUGAUGUCGGUCAGGUCGUAGUCGUUCAUUGGCUCGCUCGCAAGAAGAGCCGUUUUCACCGCUAACCAGUUUUGCUUUAUUUGGAAAGUAGCCAUCAAAUGGAUUGAUUCUCUGUACGGACGAUGUAGUGGACUCAAUUAGGAGUCAACGCGAGAGGACAACGAAACUGCAGGGUAUAUAACGUGAAAAAGGUUGAGUAAAACAAAAAAAGGCAAACCACACCAGUAGUGAAAUGAUCAAGCGUAGAGAAAAUAGUGCGACUGUGUGCACCACGGCAACGAUGUAGCGAGAACAAGUGACAAAAGAAUUGGAAAUAAUAAAACACGACCAAAGCAGAAAAAACGGUUCCAGGCGCGCGCGAGGCAUGUCGGUAGCUCGUCUCCUCAGUGCAGGCACGGUUGGAAGGAAGGUACGCGACCAGGCAGCCAGCAAGAGUCAAGAGCAAAGUGCGAGCAGAGCAUACAAGCUCCGUACGAUGAUCGUUUCCAUUGCAUAAACAUACAACCAAGAACCGGACCAGACUGAAAACGACAGAACCUCUGCCAAAUAAAUUCCAGUUUUCCGUCGACCAGUUAAGCAGAUAUAGUAUCUCUUCGGAGAAUGGUGCUUAUGUUUGUGUGUGGAUAAUGGUGUGGCAUUUUAGACCAGUGCAACACUAACCAGGUACUCCGAACGGGCCAACGCAGCACGAGCACGGACGAGUUGAGCUUUCAAUCAGUUCGCCUUUGAUGUGUACUUUGAAGAUUCGAACCCGCUGCUGGAGUGCUGCUGGCGGCAGCGGUUGACAGAGGAGCCGAAAGCCGAAAGUGCAAACGAGCAAAAAGAUUCUUGCGGUGCCCUCUUACCAUUACAGCCCCUCUCCCACCUCCCUCUCCUCCUUCUUCCCGCGCACAGCAUGGGCCGGGAACGAGAAAUGGAAAAUUUACGUUUAUUAGCAGCAACAGCAGCAGUGAAGUGUUGUGUGAUUUUUGUUUCGUUGUAUUGUGAACGAUAGUGAUAGUGGAAAAGAAAAGGCAAAAGCAAAACCGAAAAGAACAACAAAUCUUAUCAUCGCCCAAAGCGUAAUAUGCAUGUAUCAACAACACACUCAACAAGCACGAGCUACAGCAGUAACAACGGCAGCAACAGCAGCGAGCGAGGUGUGAACUUAGUGAGUGACUCUGCCUCACGAGCAGCAGCAGCAGCACCCGGUCCCGUGUCGACCUCGGCAAACCCGGACAGCAGUCAGUACCGUUACCGGCGACAGUCGACCAGCAGGGCUACUCCCAGCGGCGGUGAUGAUCAAGGUCAUCAGCAGCAACAGGAGCAGCAGAAACCACAUCCACAACAUCAUCAUCAUGGUGCAAUCGUAACUACAGAAUGUGAUACUGAAGCGGAGAUUCCGGCCUCUGUCAUCAGCAGCGUUGGCACGGUGAACUAUCAGCAAUCGGCGGCCGCAGUAAGGCAGCUGUACGUUGUGGCACCGGUUGGCUACACCGGCGAAACGAACCAAUCUAAUCCUGCCGCAGCCGCCGGCAACGAUGUGAACGGGCAGCAGCAACCCUUCAGCAGUGCCAGCGAAUGCGCCAAUCGCUAUCCCCCCAGCGGUAGUAAUAGCAGUAGUAGCAAGCAGCAGAUUACGACUCGCAACACCGUCUGUCUCGGCAGUAGGAUGUUAUCGCAUACCAGCAUCUCCGGUGGUGGAUCCUCGACUGCUCAGAACUCAGCUACGGUGGCGGCCACAACUGCAACAUCCAUGGCAGCGGCAGCGGCCGCCAUAGUCGGAACGGCCAAUACUAGCAAUGGAAGUACAAAUCAACCUCGCCAGCAUCCGAAGAAACGAAAGUUCGAUCUGGCUGAACUCGAGGAAAUGGAAUCCCACCGGGGCAGUACGGGAUCGGUUGGUCCUUUACCCGUGGACACAGGAGGCGGAAUGCAGCAGAUGAACGGGAGCAAUACUAGUAACAGUAUGGCCAAUAAUAGCAACACUAGUGGUAAUGGGAAUGCAGGCGUAACCAAUGAGCAUUCAGAAAUGAAUGAAACAGUUUCAUCCGGAUACGCCGAACGAACCGGAAGUAGGCCAACUUCGCCUGCAUCGGCCAACAGCAAUAGUGCCAACACCUUAGGUGCAAUAAUAACCGUCACCUCCAUGGCAUCGCACCAUCCUGUUCCGAUGGAUGAAGGUUGUGGUAGCCCCAGCAGUGGCAGUAACAACGGUACUAUCAGUGGAACAAGGCCUCAACAGCAGCACUACAGCAUGCCAUGUAACGUACAACAGCAGCAGCAGCCACAGCAUAGACAAAUUUUCUCAUCCGAUUUGGGACGUCCACAGCCGCAACAGCCGCCUAUAGCACAGACACUGAGAACCGUGGAUGGCUACUAUGCAAAUAAGAAAAUUUACACCAGUGUUUCCUACGGGUCCCCGAACAACAGCUACAAAUCGACUGCUACUCCACCAAGCACCAUAGCUUCGGCAGUUCAACUCCAGCAGCACCAGCAGCAGCAACAUCAUCAUCAACAGCAGCAGCACGUGAGAGCCUCACCAUCGUCCCUCCAACAGCAACAGCAACAUCAAACGACAAUUUCCCCGCCCAGCAGUACUUCUUCGGAGUCGGUAUCGCAUUUCGUUAGCAGCACGCCCCCGGUAGCGAGCUUCAACGCCAUAACAACUACCUCGGCCGGUACUCUUACAUCUACUCAUUCGCUAUCGUCGGCAUCCGUUGCCCCUUCGAGUGCGGCCCCGUCGAGCCUGAUCGAUCUGAGUGACUGGUCCAACCACUACCGGGUGCUGGCGAAACGGAAAGAUUGCUACGAGUCCGGUGUGAUACGAGCCAGCUCUUCGUCGAGUACGGUGAUAGUGCAGUUUGAUUACCCAGAGGGUAGUCAACAGGUGUACGGUGAUGUGUUCGGCGCUGGUCGCUAUGACAUCAUCGACGACGCCUGCCCUUCUGCAUCGGACGUGGUACCCGGAUGUCGAGUUUGUGUACGGGCUCGAACUGUUCCAGCGCAUCCAGCGGGGAACGUGUUCGUGGAGGCCAUCGUCAAAGAAAUGCAAAACAACACAAAACAGUUUUCAGUACAACUUAUUGGGCCGGGCAGUAAUGCUCAGGAGAUUAAACUGGUAAAAAGGGUAGACAUUCGAUUGCUGAAACCUCCCUGGUGGGAUGAGCUAGAAGAAAUGGUUGAAGUCGUAGAGGGCGGUAGGAAUCGUGCUCAGCAGUCUACAGCCGGCAAACUCGCUACGACGACAGCUUAUCACAACUCCGAGGGAAUCGGAUCCAUUUCAUCGGCACCUACAAAUGCCAUUAUGUAUAGUCAGAACAGCAUUCCCGGGGCCGGUGUGGGUUCCAAUGUACAAUAUAAAGCCAUCAGCAUAACACAAGGACGUGGUGUAGGCGCAACAGCAACCUCUACUUCCCGUUAUGAGCCAGGUCAACAGCAGACACAUGUGCCAUUACAAGUAUAUCAGAUACUUCCGACGCUACACACGAACGAGGAGCAUUAUCGAACGGCGGCAACAUCGCCAUUUCAAACAAAUCAACUGAACAGUGCGGUUGGCGGAAGCAGCGCUGCAGAAGGUCAGUCUACAACACUGGUUGCAAACAGUCACUAUCAGGCGCAUCAUUUGGCGCCGCAACAACAGCAACCACAGCAGCAGCAGCAACAACAACAGCAUAGCAAUAACGAACUAAUCGCUCCCGGAGGUUCAAACAAAAUAUCUACAUCCGGUAGUCCUGACGAUUUGCGCAACACAAAUCGAACGUACUAUGACUACGAAAGUGACGAUGAACUACGCAGAGAGGACAUCAACUUUCCACUGGAUGGUGAAAACGAAAAAUACUCAGGCAGUAGCAAACGCAGCAGCAUGCAGAGCCGUGGCAGUACGUCCAGUUUGCUGGACCAGCGAAGUACUCCUAGAUCUCAACCUGCAACUCCAAGAUCUCAGGCGGAAACGCCCCAUCGUUUCAAGAAGGGUGACGUGGUGUGCACCCCAAGUGGCAUCCGGAAGAAGUUCAACGGAAAACAGUGGCGACGGUUGUGCUCGAAUGAAACCUGCAUGAAAGAAUCUCAGAGGCGUGGCUACUGCUCGCGGCACCUUAGCCAGAAGGGCAACGCACUGCGGUCCUCGACCGGUUCAACGGCAAACCAUUUCAAUAGCAGCAGUCGCUCCAGCAGUAAAACUCAGUUGGAUGAAGACACCUCCCGGGAUUCGGAAACUUCCCCAAACUACCGGGUAGCCGGCAGGUUUGAUCAGGAGGAGACGGACGUAGCCAAUAUGCUCGUGUCCCUGAGCAGUUCCCGGUCAGCCACACCGUGCAAUUCUUUCUCGUCACCAACGGGUCACGCAUCGUCGCCGUUGGCCAGCACAACUCAGUCACCGGUUACGAUCGGCAACCGUCAGAAUGUGUUCAUGCCCAUCGGCAGUCCGGCGCCGUCCUCCUCCGAUCAUCACAGUAAGUUCAAAACCAACACUCCUAGUCCGAUUAUGUACGGAGGUGGAGGGCUGGGUGGAACCGGAGGACCACCAGGUGGCGGUCAUGGAAUGAACCCCACCGGUUUACUCGGUGUCCCCGGUGGUGGUGGAGGGCUUGGCCAACAGCAACCACCUCUAAUACGGCCCGAGCUGCUGAGACCUGCUCAGCCUCCACCCCAGCAGCAGCCGAUCGUUUCGCUUCCCCCUACUGGUCACGCUACCAGCGUGAUUCGGAUAUCGCCAGCGUCGUCCCACGGUUCCCAACACCCGGGACUAUAUUCUUCCUUUCCAAGCCAACAGCAGGUAAUAGUAGAUCCGGCCCAACAAAGUGGGCCUCAUCCGCAGCAGCAACAGGCACAGCAUUUAUCACGAUUACAGGCCACGGCUGGCGGUCAACUCAUUCAGCCCCAGCAAACGAUCCAGAUCCAACAAACGAUCGUCCAACAACAGCCACAUCUGGCGGCAAUCCCACAGCAGCAGCAGCAGCUACAUCAACCAGUGACCGUGCCAAAAAACGGCAUUAGCACGGGUUCCAUCUUUCAAUGGCAUACAUUACUUCCGAUAAUCCAAGCUCCGGCCUCGAAAACGUUCGUCCACCACCAUCAGCAGCAGUCGGGCUAUUCCCCAGCCCAGCAGCCAACGGCCACGAUGAUUGCAUCGCCGACGGUCAAAAUAUGCACUCCACCCCCGUCGGAGCCGGCUGUCGACGAUGAUUGCGACGACGAUCAGGGAGAUGAUGAUGUUUUUGAAGCAGAGCCCGUGAAAACUACCUACAACAAUACUAACAAUAACAGUCAACUGGCCGGGAGAGACAACUAUCAAAGCAAUAUCGGUGCUGGGAGCGUUGGUAAUCACCUACAUCGCGAAAUGGACACGAAUGCCGGUGCGUCUGGUCCGUUCCCGAAUCAGCCCCAGGCAAGUGGAGUAGCAAACAGUAAAGCGGAAAAUGAUUCGCUAGUCAAGCGACGCACACAGUCCUGCAGUGCCGCGCUGCAGGCAGCCAACAGUAGUGCUGGAGGACCCCCAACGGUGGCUAAGGAACCGCAGAGUCCACUCAACAAGAAAGAUCCGAAAAUUCGUCGUCCAAUGAACGCGUUUAUGAUCUUCUCGAAAAGACAUCGCGCUCUGGUACACCAGAAGCAUCCUAAUCAGGAUAAUCGAACUGUCAGCAAAAUUUUGGGCGAAUGGUGGUACGCUCUCAAGCCGGAAGAGAAAACAAAAUAUCACGAACUAGCCAGCGAGGUAAAGGAGGCCCACUUCAAGGCGCACCCCGAAUGGAAGUGGUGCUCGAAGGACCGUCGCAAAUCAUCCUCAUCGACUAAGGACGGUCGUGGUCGGAUGGAUUCCUUCGAUGGAAAUGAUUCGUUCGACGAAAAAAGUCCGACCACUCCAAUGGAGCCUGGUCCCAGUAACCAAAAUGAUAUCAUUCCGACAACCAUUGCCCCUUACAACAUCGUUCAUCCUGAGGAUGCAACCGAUGCCAACCGUAGCGGUGCUCUUACAGCGGACGAUAACGGUGUGGAAAAGAUGGAGCAAGGCGACGACGGAGCAGCAUCCGACGACGAUCAUCAGAUGGUCAUCGCGGAGGAUUCCGCCGGGUUGCAGCCCAUUGCCGAGACGGUCGAAAUUGAUCUCAAGUGUGCCGAAAAGGUGAGCGAUUCGGACGUGGACGAUGGAAAUUGUGGCAACCAGAACGUCACGGUCGGUGACGAAAAUGAGUACCAUAAAAGGCAAAAGGUUUCAAAUUCGAUGGCACCGUCCCUGCACUCGAACGACGGUAACCAAACCGUUCCGACCGAUUACUCGAAAACGGCGACGGCACCGAUUGCGGCCGGCUGUGGUAACAACAACAAUAGUAGUAGUAGUAGCUCGGCUCCAACAACCCCGUCGGAUCCACUAACGUGCAAGCCCAAACCGAUAAAGGCAGCGUUGCUGCCACCACCAGUUUCGCACCAAUCCGGGGUGGUGGGUCCGAUCAGUACGGUGCACUGCGAAUCUCCAGCUGGUGGUCCCGGUGGUAUGUUACACCAUGGUUACCAUCAUCAACCUCUUAGCUACUCGUACGGUAGUCCGAAAAACCCGGUCGGUGUGUCGCCGUUUCAACCCACUGGUGGAGCUUUUAAAACAAUGCCUCAGAGUCCGAAGACUAUCGCGAAGCAACAGGACCAAUACCAGACGGUCUCAACUCCGACUACCAUCAAAACCGAGCCUGCGGACGUUUUGUGCAAUAACAAUAACAACAUGAACAAAGCUGCGAACGGGGAAAUUUUCAACUUUUCAACCGCCUCGAUUAAAGAACUGCAGCAACAACAGCAACAGCAGCUCGUUUCGGCAGACAAUAAAUGUAAAUCGAUCAGUUUAAAUCCCAUUUGCUAUACCAUCAGUUCGAAUGUUAAUGGUAAUCCUACUAACAACAAUGCUACCAAAACGAGUACUAGCAGUGCUAACGCUAACCAUACCAGUAACACCAUACUGAUGAGCAUGAAACAAGUUUUGCCAUCGCCAUCGGCAUUAGGCCUACAGCAUCACCUUCAACAGCAGCAGCAACAACAACAUCAUCAUCACCAACAGCAACAACAACAUCAGUUUGGCUCCGGCGAAAAUGGCGGAACAACUGCUAUACUAACGCCCAACCAGCUGCUAGCCGCUGCGGCCGGACGGCAAAAAUUUAUGCUGGCAGUCAACGCGAACAACUCACAGUUUGCAUUCGUCCUUCCCGAUAGCCAGCAGUACGCUCUUAACGACCGCUCGAAACUGUAUGCCAAUGCAACUUUAUCCUCAGCCACUUCUUCCUCGCUAGUUGCUUCCUCUUCUGCGCCAUCCUAUACCUCUUCCUCGACCACUUCCGCUGUUUCAUCAGCCAAUUCCACAGUACCAGGAUUAUCAGCUUCAAACGCUUACGCACUAACCCCAUCCGCGAUGAUGCAGGGACAGCAGUUGAAGCCAGCCAUAUCGACAAGUACAACCGCAACCCUUCAACCAGUACAAUAUUUGAUACAGGGAAAGAUACCGAAUCUUUUGAUCUCUGCCGCCACACAGGGCUACCAACAGCACCAGCAACCGCCUCAGCUUAUGAGCAUCAAACAAGAACCGCCGGAGUCACCUGGUGGCAGAAAUCUGCCUGCCACACCCAAUUCCUGCUCCUCGAGCACGCUGCUAGCCUCGGCAGAACUGGCGGAACAGCAGAUAGCCGUUCCGGCAGGAGCAGCAUCCGAUGAGACUGACGAUGAUUUCGAGGCUCCCGAAAGCAAAAAGUUCAUUCUCGCCCCAACACCGGCUCAGCUCGGUCGGGCUCCCUUGCAACGACGGCAGAUGAGCACCAGCAGUACCAACAGCAACGGCGGAAAUUACACUACCAAUCAAACCAGCGUCAUCGGAGGAGACGGUCGUGAUGAAUGCAACAACGGACCCUCGUCUCAACUGCCAUCCUCGCUGCCAACGCCAACUUCGGCUUCAAUGGAUGACUUCCAGAGCCCGCAGAUUUCGCCAACCACCAAAACGAAGAAUUUCUUCAAGAAAGUUAAACCGGAUGAUAUGGACAACGUACUCCGCCAGGUUGAUUUCGAGAAGAAGUUUAAAACAUUACCCCAGUUCAAACCAGAGGACUGCCAGUCGCCCAGUGCAAUCUCAGUGCCAUCGUCACCCCGGGUGUUUACCCAAAACUAUCGUAAAAAACAAUCCCAACAGCAGCAGAAACAUCAAGAUCAGCUUAAAACGCCACUGGAAGACGAACAUCACCAGCAAACGCAGCAGCAACAUCAACUACAGCAGCAGCAGCAACAGCAUCACCCGCCACCUCCACCGCCCCUAACAUCGGAUAGCAGUGCUCCGCUGUCCUCCACGGCCACCCCCUCCAGUUCCUACAUAAUUGGCAAUAGAUUUUUCGGACCGGACUUCAACAUGGACCAGUACAAAGGUUUCUUCUCGGUUGUAGACAUGACAGCAGACAGCACCGACCGCUCGCCGCGCACACCGAAAACCCCAUCGACCCGGUCCGUCAAUUCUGCCGAGGAAAAGGGCCACCGAAAAAUCCUCGAACAACGCCGCAACCUGGUGAUGCAACUGUUCCAAGAACAUGGCAUAUUUCCGUCGUCACAGGCGACCAACAACUUUCAGCUGGCGCACAGCGAUAUCUUUCCAAACAAGCAAAGCUUGCAGCUGAAAAUUCGUGAGGUUCGCCAAAAGUGUAUGGCUCAACAGCCCGGUUUUACACCCCAUUCGGCUGGGCCGAUGACGCCGACCGAUCUUGGUGCUGGAACAACAUCCGAACAAACCCAGCAAACACUACAGAGUUUACAACAACAACAGCAGCAACAACAACAGCAGCAUCAGCAACAACAACAACAACAGCAGCAGCCACAGGAAUAACCAGAAAAAGGCCACCGGUAUCCGUGAAAAUAAUACAGCAGGUUAAUACUAGAGAGAUACGUUCCCUUGUGAUGUCAACCUAAAGUCGCUUUUAUCUGCAGCAUUUCAGUAUCCGCACCAGCAUGGCAACAGUAGAGAUUACGCCGAAAACAAUAGAACACUUAUCAAUGCUAUGACACACUAUUCAAUAGCCUAAACGAUAAACUGGAAAAUUCAAACAAUCAACAUAAAAUAACGACAUAGCUAAAAACGAACUCUUAAUUUCAAAUAACUCUUACAAUAAACCAAAAAAUAUUAAUAGAAAAAAAAAACAAUAGUUCAUACGAAACAAUAACACAAAGUAAAUAACCAGUAAUCACACCUGCUUUACCAACUCGCAAGCCUGUCCCUCUUUUGCACUGCUCCACUGGCUUGAAAAAGUCCUCAUCUGUUUCGUCGUCAACCCAACCGAGAGCACUGCAAUGACGCCCUAGAGGGCUCUCUCUCUCUCUCUCUAAUCUGACUAUAAAAAUGCAUCCAUCGAAACACAAAACCUUAACAAUAGAAAAACCUGCCCAGCACAACGCCCUAACAUACGUACGAAUUUCUUGAUGCGGAUGUGCCACCGCGCCGCCGCCAGGUUUGAGCAACUCUCCUGCCCGGACGAGAGUGCAAGACAAAAAAAAACCCAACCAGUCUCUUAAAUUUAAAAUUUUAGAGGUUAAAUAAUAAUGAAAAGCGUCACGUGAAAUUAAAUUUAUUAGGAUCCAUUAUGCCACUCAAAAAAAAAAAAAACGCGCGCAUAAUGAGCAUCUAGUGAUCUUAGUUCGUAAGUAAGCUUCCGCCAGAGAAAAGCUAGACAGGCGUGGAGAGCAAGAAAAAAAAACACGCAAGUGUUUUAUUUAAGAAGAUGAUAUAAUAUUGAAACAAAUUGUACAUACUAUGGCAAAGUUAAUAAAUGUAAUUUGUCCUUGAGGGGAAGUUAGAAACAUCAGUUUGUAGAAAGUACAAGAUUUAUAAAACAAAUUUUACUGUGAGUUGUAAUGUUGGCAAAAUCAAUCGGAACACUUUCUGUAACGAAGAAAAAAAAAGCUCGACACGACGAAGCGUUUUCCACCUCUUCAUCACACCACGCCCCCCUGCUAUAGAUUCUCCGGUUCGACAACUAGUGGAAAACCGCAAUCAUUCUCUCUACUUUUCCAACCAUCCUCACACCUCAAACGACACACACACGCCAUUUUUAAGAUUCCAUCGAAAGUUUUCGUGCUAAAGCCAAAAAAAAAAAUCCCUACUAUCUCAUACCGUAGCACCUGUAGAGUACCUUUUUAGUGAACGAAAACCUUCAACCAUUCCCCGAAACCAUUUAGUGUAACCAUUGGAAACGACAGAUGUGUUUAAUCACCGCAUUUCAACAGACUCACAGACAAUUAACAUCCUCAGAUAUCGAACCUGUUGCGCACCCCGCCUCCCUUCUAGGAGUGGUAGUCAACUUCCGAAAAAAAGGCCGUUAAGGUUUAUGCAUAAUCGAGCAAAUGCUUCGCCAAAUUAAGCGACGAAGUAUUACCGUAAAGAAAAUGAAAACCAAUAUGGCGUCUAAGUCGCCUAGAAAAAAUAAAAGCAAAACGAAAUUUGAACGCGCCACGAAUAAAAAAAAAAACAUUUAACUAAAGGAAAUAAAAUAUUACAGUUUAUACACACACACGCCAACGCCCAUUUUAAUUUCAGUGAAUGUUGUCUUUGAGGAUGUAGUUGAGCAAAUUAGCUAUAGAGAAAUGGAAACCGAUUUUGUGUGGAAAACCCGGUGUGCUAAACACGGUUCAACACAACGGUGUUCACAUAAAGUUGCAGCAAUUGUAUGAACUUUUGGGGAAACAGCAAAUCCAAAUUUCACAUACACAGAUACAUAGAAGAGAAGCAGUAAACAAACGAGUCUAGAAAAUGGUUAAGGAUCAUAUUGUAAAAAAAAAAACAAACAAAACGAUUGGACGUUUCAAAAAAUAAAUGUAAAAGUGAACAAAAAAAAAA
Wyeomyia smithii (pitcher-plant mosquito) is the source of this 11541-nucleotide messenger RNA. RefSeq names its product putative transcription factor capicua. Bases 1783 to 9537 code for a protein of 2584 amino acids. Gene Ontology annotation, molecular function: RNA polymerase II transcription regulatory region sequence-specific DNA binding; DNA-binding transcription factor activity, RNA polymerase II-specific. Lineage: Eukaryota; Metazoa; Arthropoda; Insecta; Diptera; Culicidae. Gene Ontology annotation, biological process: regulation of transcription by RNA polymerase II. The transcript has 20 exons. The record is from RefSeq and is a predicted model, not a curated record. Gene Ontology annotation, cellular component: nucleus.